Molecule: messenger RNA, 950 nt
Organism: Acyrthosiphon pisum (pea aphid)
Lineage: Eukaryota; Metazoa; Arthropoda; Insecta; Hemiptera; Aphididae
Exons: 3
Coding region: 219-827 (202 amino acids)
Cellular component (GO): nucleus
Source: RefSeq, a predicted model, not a curated record
GGCGGCGGCAGUGCGCGACGACGUUUCAUUGGUCCCGAUUAUUGUCGACGCCUACGUUUCGGCAGCACCGUCGGUCCGAGGCCAUCGAAGAACAGCGCUCGCCGUCAGCAGAUCAGUCGUUUCCUACUCGUCGUUACGGUACCUUGCCUGUAGACGUCACUCGGUGAAUUUAAGUUUUUUAACGAUCACGAUCCCAUCUCGCUCCUUAAAUACUAACCAUGCCUAGUUUAUAUCGUCACCUCCCGGAAGAACAAGUCGAAACUGUCGAACGAGAAGAAGUACAAACGGAUGAGAACCGAAGCGACGAUGAAGAAGAAUCAAUGAACAGCGAUACGAGCAGUGAAGCGUCAUCGAUGCUUAAUGACCCGACCAUUCAACCAUGGGUUCCGGUGGUGAGCUCGAGCGACGAGUCUGACGAAUUAUGGACACCGCCGUCAACCAGGAGAGACGACGACGACGACGAUUUUGAAGAGGUCAUUACCACCGAAAGGCGAUAUCUACGACCACAAUUGGCCAGGAGAUCCAGGGCCAGACGUCCUGGGGCAAUGUACGCGAGGCGCGGACGAUACCGUCAACCUGUAGCUGAACAAGAAUUGUACGAACUUACACCGUUCGAGCGUGGGAUCACCUUUAACGGAUAUGCAUGGAAUUUACAGCCGGAAGCCAUUAUUAGCCAUGUGCUCAUAGGUAUUCCAGAGGAAAUUUUUUACCUGGUAAAAUGGAGGGGUAUGCAGGAGCCUCGCCUAAUUGAGGCAUCGGUCCUGCGUGCCUACAACAUCGACAUGGUAGUGGACUACUUUGAAUCUAAUGUUAAAAGAAAUUCUUAACGACGCCAAUAUUGAAAGGACCUCCAGCAAGAUUAAUGCGAGUGUCAAUGAUUUUUUUUAUGUUAAUUUAAAUGUAUUAUUAUCCUUAAAUGUUUUUUUUGUUUUUUUUUUUGUAUAAGUAUU